AUGUCACGAGCUAUCUUGGUUUGUGGUUCAACAGGGAAACAAGGAGGUGCUGUCAUCAACCACCUUGUUGAACAGAAUGCCAACUUAGAAAUCCUUGCCGUCACACGAGAUGCAAACUCCGCGUCUGCACAACGACUUUUAAAGAAGUCACCCAAGAUUAGGUUGGUUCAGGGCAACCUGGCCGACCCGACGGCGCUGUUCAAGACCGCCAAAGAGGCAGCGGAAGCCCCAAUUUGGGGCGUCUUUAGUGUCCAGUCAGCAAUAGGUCCCGGGCAGGGCGGAGGCGGCGAGCUGGGGCAAGGCAAGGGUCUCAUCGAUGCAUCGCUCAAGGCCGGCGUCAAAUUCUUUGUCUACACAUCCGUCGAUAGACACGGUGCGGACAAACCGACAAACGUUCCCCACUUCAGCCACAAGCAUGAGAUUGAGCAGCACCUCUUAAACAAGGCCAAGGGUACCGAUAUGGAAUGGGUCGUACUCCGGCCAGUCGCUUUCAUGGAGAAUCUCAUGGACAACUUUCUCGGAAGAGUCUUCGUCACGUCGUGGAAGAUGGCCGUCAAGGAGAAACCAUUGCAACUGGUCGCAGUCAGCGACAUUGGUUACAUUGGCGCGGAGGCGUUCCUCCACCCAGAGAAGUACAAGGGCCGUGGAAUUGCACUGGCCGGCGACGAAUUGACAAUCGAUCAAUUCGCUGCGGUGUUCAAAAAGACCACUGGCAGAGAGCUGGCUGGAACUUACAGGAUUUUCUGCUGGCUUAUCAUGUCGUUGGUGAAGGACUUUGGAUGGAUGUUCAAGUGGUUCUAUGACGUUGGAUACAACGUGGACAUCCAAGAGCUGAAGAAGGAGUAUCCGGGAUUGAAGGAUUUUGAGACCUGGUUGAGGACAGAGAGUGAGUUUGCAAAGUAA
Colletotrichum spaethianum is the source of this 903-nucleotide messenger RNA. RefSeq names its product NmrA-like family domain-containing protein 1. The transcript has 2 exons. The record is from RefSeq and is a predicted model, not a curated record. The coding region runs from base 1 to 903 and encodes 300 amino acids. NCBI's taxonomy places the organism in Eukaryota, Fungi, Ascomycota, Sordariomycetes, Glomerellales, Glomerellaceae.